This is a messenger RNA of Lontra canadensis (Northern American river otter), 2184 nucleotides long. RefSeq names its product Rho guanine nucleotide exchange factor 16 (gene ARHGEF16). The record is from RefSeq and is a predicted model, not a curated record. The coding region runs from base 55 to 2184 and encodes 709 amino acids. NCBI's taxonomy places the organism in Eukaryota, Metazoa, Chordata, Mammalia, Carnivora, Mustelidae. Gene Ontology annotation, molecular function: protein binding; guanyl-nucleotide exchange factor activity. The transcript has 15 exons. Gene Ontology annotation, biological process: activation of GTPase activity.
CCGCCCGCCGCCACGUCCUCCGCGCCGCGGCGCAGGACACGGCGGCCGCCGAGUAUGUCCCAGCGACACUCGGACAGCUCCUUGGAAGAGAAGCUGCUGGAAUACCGCUUCCACUCCGAGCUGCGGCUCGAUGCCAAGGGGAACCCGGCACCCGGGCUGCCCAUGGUCCGGGACUCCCUGCAGGUCAGGGACAAUGCCGCUUUCCAGCUGGACACCUCGGUGCCCCCACCUCUGUCCACUAAGGACGAGGAGCCACGGACCGUUGUCCUGAGCACGCAGAGCCCCGCGGCCCUCAAGAUGGGCACUCAGCAGCUGAUCCCCAGAAGCCUGGCCGUGUCCAGCAAGGCCAAGACCCCAGCCCGCCACCAGAGCUUCGGGGCGGCCGUGCUCAGCAAGGAAGCUGCCCGAAGGGAGCCCCGGCUCAUCUCCACCCCCAGCUUCUCCCUGGAUGACAUGGACAUGGACACGGGCCCCGAGGGAGCGCUCAGACGGCACCUGCGGAACCAAUCCUACCGGGCAGCCGUGCAGGGCCUGGGGGCGCCGGGUGGGGAGAGGACCCCCAUCCAGCUCAGCCCCAAGCUCCAAGCUCUGGCCGAGGAGCCCAGUCCGCCUCCUGUUCGGUGUCCGGCCAAGAAUAAGAGGACGCUGGGGCGGAAGCGAGCACACAAGGGCUCCUUCAAGGACGACCCCGGGUUCUACCAGGAGAUCCGGGAACGGGGCCUGAACACCAGCCAUGAGUCCGACGAUGACUUGGUCAGUGAACCAUCCAGCCCCAAUGGAACGGAAAAGGCGGGUGCCCCCAUCGUAGUCAAAAGCUACCGGCCUGCCCAGGUCACCUGGAGCCAGCUCCCAGAGGUGGUGGAGUCCGGCCUCCUGGACGAGCUGUCUGCUGAGGAACGCAAGCGGCAGGAGGCCAUCUUUGAGAUCCUCACGUCGGAGUUCUCGUACCAGCACAGCCUGGGCAUCCUGGUGGCCGAGUUCCUGCAGUCCAGGGAGCUGCGGGCCACCAUGACCCAGACGGAGCACCACCACCUCUUCUCCAACAUCCUAGAUGUCCUGAGUGCCAGUCAGAGAUUCUUCGAGGCCCUGGAGCAGCGGCACAAGGCGCAGGUCUGUGUGGAGGACAUCAGCGACAUCCUGGAGGAGCACGCCGAGAAGCACUUCCACCCCUACGUCGCCUACUGCUCCAACGAGGUCUACCAGCAGCGCGCCCUGCAGAAGCUGACGAACAGCAACGCCGCCUUCCACGAGGCCCUGAAGGAGAUCGAGAAGCGACCCGCGUGCGGGGGUCUCCCCAUGAUCUCCUUCCUGAUCCUCCCCAUGCAGAGGGUGACCCGGCUGCCCCUCCUGACCGACACUCUCUGCCUCAAGAGUCAAGGCCAUCCUGAGAGGUACAAGGCUGCCAGCCGUGCGCUCAAGGCUAUCAGCAAGCUGGUGCAUCAGUGCAACGAGGGCGCCCGCAAGAUGGAGCGCACGGAGCAGAUGUACGAGCUCCACGCGCGGCUGGACUUCGGCCGGGUCAAGUCCCUCCCGCUGAUCUCUGCCUCCCGCUGGCUGCUGAAGCGUGGGGAGCUUUUCGUGGUAGAAGAAACCAGGCUUUUCCGAAAACUGGCCAGCCGGCCCACAUGCUACCUGUUUCUGUUCAACGACGUUCUGGUGGUCACCAAGAAGAAGAGCGAGGACAGCUUCAUGGUUCAGGACUAUGCCCAGAUGGACCACAUCCGGGUCCAGAAGAUGGAGCCCUCUGACCCCAGCCUGCUGGGUGGCGGUGGCACCCGCAGCUCCUCGGUGCCACACCCCUUCCGGGUGACCCUGCUGCGCAACAGUGAGGGCCUCCAGGAGAAGAUCCUGCUGUCCUCCGACUCUGCGAGUGACCGGGCCCGGUGGAUCACGGCGCUCACGCACAGGGAGAGGCAGGGGCAGGGCCCCACCAACAAAGGAGACCUGCCCCAGGUGGAGAUCACCAAGGCUUACUUGGCCAGGCAGGCCGACGAGAUCUCACUGCAGCAGGCCGACGUGGUCCUGGUCCUGGAGCAGGAGGACGGCUGGGUCUACGGCGAGCGGCUGAGGGACGGGGAGACGGGUUGGUUCCCCGAGGACUUCGCCCAAAGCAUCACCAGCCGUGUGGCCGUGGAGGGCAACGUGCGUCGGAUGGAGCGGCUGCGGGUGGAGACGGAUGUGUAG